AAUAAAACAAUAUAGAGUACCAAGCAACAAUAAUAGUGUUCCUUUCUCCCUAUAGCUACUUAACCAAAUAACCUCUCAAAGUUUCUACAAAGACCCUAUUUAGAACUAAAAGCUUUCAUCAAGAAAGAUUAUAUAGAAAGAGAAGGAAAAUAAAAAGAAGAAAAUUAUUUCUCUCUUUUUUAGAAAAAAAGGAAGGUAUGAAUAGAAGUGUUAAUCUUCAAAGCUCACCGGUGCAACAAAUGAUGGCCGGAAACCCUAACAACUGGUGGAACAUCAAUAGUACCAUUCCUACAACUGAUCAUCAUCAUCACCAACCUAAUUUCUUCUCCACACCAUCUUCCAAUAAUUACUUUAUGACUACUCCAUAUGCAUCUUCUCUUCCUUCUUGCCAUGAAAAUCAAGAACUUCCUGACUCAUGGAGUCAACUACUCAUGAGUGGCAUGGUGUAUGAAGAAGAUAAGGGUAGUAUGUGCCAGGCUCUAAAUGCUUCUCUUGUUGAUGUUAAACAAGAAAGCUCAGUGAACAACUAUGUCUAUGGAAAUGAAGAAUUUAAUCCUAUUAAUUGGUCUCAAAUAGUGCCUUCUUCUUCUUCUUCCUCAAAAUCAUGUGCAACAAGUUUCACCACCAACAUGUUGGAUUUCUCUAACAAUAAAAUGGAUACAAGAUCUCCACCGUCAGAUCCAUCUUCAGAGUGCAACAGCAGUGGAGGUGGUGGGGCAUUGAAGAAAGCUAGGGUUCAACAAUCUACAACUCAGUCUACCUUCAAGGUUAGGAAGGAAAAGUUAGGUGACAGAAUUACAGCCCUUCAUCAACUCGUUUCCCCAUUUGGAAAGACUGACACAGCAUCUGUCUUAUUAGAAUCUAUUGGUUAUAUCAGAUUCCUUCAGAGUCAAAUUGAGGCACUUAGCUUACCAUACUUGGGAAAUGGAUCAGGGAACAUGAGGCAGCAACAAAAAUGUGUUCAAGGAGAAAAGAAUUGUAUAUUCCCUGAAGAUCCUGGUCAGUUGCUGAAUGAAAAGUGUUUGAAGAGAAAGGCAGCUAGUGAGCAGGAAUGUGAAGAAGAAAAGAAGGACCUGAGGAGUAGAGGACUGUGUUUAGUUCCAGUGUCAUGCACACUCCAAGUUGGAAGUGAGAAUGGAGCAGAUUAUUGGGCUCCAGCUGCAUUUGGUGGUGGAUUUCAUUAGAUACUUUUAGUAGCAUACAAAGAGGCUAAUUAGUGGAAAUUUGUAUAAUAUCAUGAGCAGUCAAUCUGCUAUAUAUAAAAUAUCUAAGGCUGAUUGCUCAUGAUGCUAUGCAGGAUUCCAUCCUUAAUAAAAAUGCAUCUCUGCUCAUCACACUCCUUGUUAAUUAAGAAUCCUCAAAUUUAUGCAAAUAAUCAUGCUUUCAUUUCAAUGCUAAAACUUUUUUAGAACAGGAGAUAUAGGAUCAUUCAACCAAGUUAGUUAUUAGCAAUCAGCACUAACUUUUGAA
Cicer arietinum (chickpea) is the source of this 1470-nucleotide messenger RNA. Its product is annotated as transcription factor bHLH68. The record is from RefSeq and is a predicted model, not a curated record. Gene Ontology annotation, biological process: regulation of transcription by RNA polymerase II. NCBI's taxonomy places the organism in Eukaryota, Viridiplantae, Streptophyta, Magnoliopsida, Fabales, Fabaceae. Gene Ontology annotation, molecular function: protein dimerization activity; RNA polymerase II cis-regulatory region sequence-specific DNA binding; DNA-binding transcription factor activity, RNA polymerase II-specific. Gene Ontology annotation, cellular component: nucleus.